GAUGUCGAUAGAUUAUAUUCAUCUUUACCAAAUUUGAUGCAGCUAACGUUAGCUGGUAAUCCGCUAAAUGACACCACAAAAUCAAACCUUCAAACACACCCGCAGAAACCAAACGCUCUUAAAUUAGUACUUUAA
Messenger RNA from Anisakis simplex (herring worm), 135 nucleotides. The record is from the annotation of a GenBank genome assembly. Lineage: Eukaryota; Metazoa; Nematoda; Chromadorea; Rhabditida; Anisakidae.